AUGGAGCAAUCGGCGCUGCGGGCGCAGGAACGCUGGGAUCAGGUCGCAAAUAACUUCGAUCUGCUGUUCGCCAGGGUCGACGACAUCCUCGGCACUCAGAUCAAGUUAGAAGCGCAGUACGAUAUGACAACCAAGGUGGUCGAACAGAUGAUGAAGGAUCAACAGGUGUUGGCACAACAAGUCGAGAUUACGGGACAAGCAGUGGCUCGAUUGACGCUGAACUCCACAAGGCCGCCCGUCGGCGAGCCACCAAGCCCCACGGCCUCUGAAGCUUCCACAGGCAACCCGUUUCAUCACGGUCCCCAAGUGGAGGAAAAGUUUGGGGCUGCUGAUUACAGGGAUGCUAUGGGGGAACUGCUUGAGCUGACUCAGACAACCACUGUAGAGCAGUAUGCUGCUGAUUUUGAAAACUUGCAGUAUGAAAUCUGCAUGCACAAUGAAUGGUUUGAUGAUUUGUUCUUUGUGUCUCAAUUUGUUAAAGGCCUCAAGUAUGAAAUUGGAGCUGUGGUCCAGUCACAACUUCCUCAGACCAUGGAUAGAGCAAUUUUGUUGGCUAAAGUGCAACAGCAAGUUCUGGAAAAGGGCAAGACUAGACUUCAGAAAUCUUCUAUUCCUACCAGGCAACAUUCUUGGUCACCUAGACAAGAGUCUAAGACCAAUGUUCCUACCCCAUCUAUGUCUAAGGAAAGAGUACUGCUGAAUUACAGAAAAUCCAACAAUCUCUGUUAUUAUUGUGGAGAGAAAUAUGAUCCUGCACAUGCUGCUACCUGCGCCCAAAGGCCCAAAGCUCAAGUCAAUGCACUUGUGGUGAAUGAUCUAGAUAUGCCCCUCUCUGAGGAAGUGGUUGCCCAGCUGGAGUUAGAAGAUUCUCUCACCAGUGAAUUUGGGCAGUUAUCCCUAAAUGCUUUAGCUGGGACAGAUCAAGGGCAGACACUGAAACUUAGAGCUCUGGUGAAAAAACAAAGUCAUGCUUGCUUUGGUGGACAGUGGGAGUACACACAGUUUUAUCACUGGGUUCCACAACUUUCUUGGUGGUGUGAUGGUUUCACUUUACAUACUGAUAUGAAAGUGCUGGACAUAGGUGCUUUUGAUGCUAUAUUGGGCUUUGAUUGGUUACAGAAAAACAGUCCUAUGACUUAUGAUUGGGAGAACAAACUCAUUCAGUUCACACAAGGAGGUCAUGAUAUCAGGUUGCAGGGCAUUAAACGACAAGAUUCUGAGAUUUCACAAUUACCUGCUGAUAAAUUGUUUAAGUGGUGGAAGGGCAAUGAUGUUUGGGCUAUGGUGAUGCUAGUUCCUGAGGUUCAACCUAUCCAUUCAGAUGUUUGUCACCAGGUGGAAAAGCUGUUGGAUAGAUAUCAGGAGAUAUUUCAGGACCCCAAGAAGUUACCUCCUGAGAGAGCUUAUGAUCACACUAUACCAUUGCUUCCCAUGGCUAUUCCAGUUAAUGCUCGGCCAUAUAGGUACUCUCCUUUGCAUAAGGAUGAGAUUGAGAGACAGGUGAGAGAAAUGUUGGAUGCUGGGUUGAUAAUCCCGAGUACCAGUCCUUUUGCAUCUCCUGUACUAUUGAUUCAGAAGAAAGAUGGGAGUUGGAGGUUUUGUGUGGAUUACAGACGGUUGAAUGACAUGACCAUUAAGAAUAGAUUUCCUAUGCCUCUUAUUGAAGAAAUCAUAGAGGAGUUGGCUGGGAGCUACUACUUCACCAAGUUAGACAUGAAAUCUGGUUAUCACCAAGUUAGAAUGAAACAAGGAGAUGAAUAUAAGACAGCUUUCAAAACCCAUCAUGGUCAUUAUCAGUUCAAAGUCAUGCCAUUUGGUUUGACCAAUGCCCCAGCAACCUUUCAGUGCAUCAUGAAUGACGUGCUGGCCCCUUUCCUGAGAAAAUUUGUAAUGGUAUUCCUAGAUGAUAUAUUGAUAUACAGCCCAGACUUGGAUAGCCACUUGGCUCACCUGGAGCAGGUGCUAGAGAAUUUGAAAACCAACCAACUUUACUUGAAGAAAAUCAAAUGUUCUUUUUCUCAAGAACAAGUGGAAUAUCUUGGACAUGUGAUUUCAGGGAGAGGAGUUGCUACUGCUAGUGACAAAAUAGAAGCCAUGCUGCAAUGGCCUGUUCCCAAAACUGUCACUGAUGUGCGAGCAUUUCUGGGAUUAACUAGGUAUUACAGACGAUUUGUUAAGGAUUAUGGUUGCAUUGCUAAACCAUUAACUCAGUUGUUGAAGCACAAACAGUUUCAGUGGUCUCCUGCUGCCCAUGUUGCUUUUGAACAACUGAAACAAGCUAUGGUUAGUGCCCCGGUCUUAGCCCUGCCUGAUUUUAAGGAGAUUUUUGUGGUAGAAACAGAUGCAUCAGACAUUGGAAUUGGUGCCGUACUUAUGCAAAAAGACAGACCAAUUGCUUUCUUGAGUAAGGCUUUUGGUGGCUCACACAAGCAUAAAUCCAUCUAUGAAAAGGAGUUCCUUGCCCUGAUCAUGGCAGUAGAGAAGUGGAGGCAAUACUUACAACGGCAAGAAUUCAUCAUUAGAACAGAUCAUCAAAGUUUAGCUUAUUUGACUGAGCAGAAUCUACAUUUUGAGUUGCAAAGAAAGGCGAUGACACGUCUUAUGGGGCUACAAUUCAAGGUGUUGUACCGCAAAGGCAAGGACAAUUCAGCCGCGGAUGCACUUUCUAGGGUGGGUCAUUUGAUGGCCAUACAGGCCAUGUCUUCUGUUCAACCACAAUGGAUACAAGAAGUAACAAAUUCUUAUGUUACUGACAAGGAAGCACAAGAUUUAUUAGCUCGUUUGACCUUGGUCAAUCCUGAUAUUCAUGGAUUUUCCUUGGAUCAUGGGAUCAUUAGGCAACAUGGCAAGAUUUGGGUAGGGCACAACUCAGCUGUUCAGACCAGGAUCAUAGCUGCUAUGCAUGCAAGUCCUGUGGGGGGACAUUCGGGACAGAAAGCCACCUUCCAUAGGGUCAGCAAUAUGUUUGCUUGGAAAGGGCUGAAGCGAGAUGUGGUCAAUUUUGUGCAACAAUGUGGUGUUUGUCAACAAGCCAAGCAUACUCACACUCAUCCAGCGGGUCUAUUACAACCUCUUCCUAUUCCUGAAGGAGUCUGGAGGGACAUUUCAUUGGAUUUUGUGGAAGUUGCCAAGGUACUGUAUGAUCAAGUGAUCAAGUUACACGAGUUUGUUAUUGAUCGUCAGUUGCAGUGUGGGUUACUGCGCGACCAACUGGCGCGUGCUCAACUUCGCAUGAAGCAAAAUGCAGAUCGCAAACGCACAGAUGUGGAGUUUUCGGUGGGCGACCAAGCUUUGCUGAAGUUGCAACCGUAUGUUCAGACCUCAGUUGCCAGUCGUCCAUUCCCAAAGUUGGCACUGAAGUACUACGGCCCCUUCGAGGUUCUGGAGCGAGUAGGCGCGGCAGCUUACAAGCUAGCACUUCCACCUGACAGUCUCAUCCACCCUACCUUCCAUGUGUCGCAACUUAAACCUUUUCGUCCAGAUUUCACACCAGUAUACUCUACUCUUCCUUCUUCUGUGGAUUUACAUUCUAUUGAAUUAGAACCUGAGCAGUGUAAAUUUGGGGAUGAUAGGGGGGCAGGCCCCUGCCCGCCCCCCGUCUCCGCCCCUGGCCACGGGGCAUUACACCUGGAGAAGACCACCGUCAUCGCCGACGGCACGGCAACCAUCAGGGUCGGUAGCCAGCUCUUCGCUUCCUGA
Panicum virgatum (switchgrass) is the source of this 3699-nucleotide messenger RNA. RefSeq lists its product as uncharacterized. The transcript is spliced from 6 exons. NCBI's taxonomy places the organism in Eukaryota, Viridiplantae, Streptophyta, Magnoliopsida, Poales, Poaceae. The record is from RefSeq and is a predicted model, not a curated record. The coding region runs from base 1 to 3699 and encodes 1232 amino acids.